AGAACUGUAUAUACACUCUAAAUGGUGUCUACGUCAACGCUUUCUCUGUGUUCUCAUCCGAAGAUUAAUUUCGGAUUUCAGAACAAACAGAGAAACGAACUAUGGACAAUGAGCUCCACGAGAAGGAGUUCGUUGUACUGCAGUUCGCUGGUAAAAAUCUCCCCUUCUACUCCGGUUAGGAUCAUUUUGCGGGCCUCGCAUUUGAAAAAGUUCAAUAUUAAAGCGGCGGCGUCGGGUUCUGGCGGCCGCAGUUCGAAUCGUGGCUCUAGUUCUCGCAGAGUUUACAAGCAGGCUCAAGCUCCAGCUCCCGUUGCUCCAGUCAAAGAUAUUGUUUCCUUUGUUCUCCCUGCGGGCGCAUUUGUUGUUGUGACUUUCGUUUUAUGGAAAUUGGUGGAGAAAAUCCUUCUACCAAAACCUACCAAGUCUGCAGCUGAAGAGAAUAAACCUGCGCAUGGAGUGAAAUGGUCCUUUGCCCCUGGGACAAAUUUGCUAUCAUCCUUUGGGGCAAAGAUUGAAAGGGAAUCCAAACUGAGGCUGAAUGAUUUUGCUAAAGAGCUUAGGUCAUUCCAAAGUGUUGACGUGUCAGGUCAAAAAUUUGGAGACGAAGGGCUAUUCUUCCUAGCUGAGAGCUUAGCAUAUAAUCAGACUGCUGAAGAAGUGAAUUUCGCUGGCAAUGAGAUUACCGCCGAAGGAAUAAAGGCUUUUGAUGGAGUUUUGCAAUCAAACGUUGCACUAAAAUCUCUUAACUUAUCGGGAAAUUCCAUAGGGGAUGAAGGAGUGAAGUGUUUAUGUGACAUUCUGGUGGAUAAUUCUGGUAUUCAGAAGCUACAAAUUAGUAGUAGUGCAUUUGGGGAUGAGGGAGCAAAAGCUAUUGCUGAGAUGUUGAAGAAAAAUUCAACCUUGCGUGUCAUUGAACUUAAUAAUAAUUUUAUUGACUACUCUGGAUUUUCUAGCCUUGCUGGAGCAAUUCUUGAGAAUAAAAGUCUACUGUCGAUAUACCUCAAUGGCAAUUAUGGUGGUCCCCUUGGUGCAGCUGCAUUGGCAAAAGGGCUGGAGGGAAACAAAUCCGUGAGGGAAUUGUAUUUGCAAGGGAACUCUAUUGGAGAUGAAGGAGUCCGUGCUCUGAUAUCUGGCUUAUCUUCUCGUAAAGGGAAGCUUACGGCUUUGGAUCUUGCAAACAACUCAAUUAGUGCUAGAGGAGCCUUUCAUGUUGCUGAGUACAUCAAAAAAAGCAAGAGCUUGUUGUGGAUUAAUCUUUACAUGAAUGAUAUUGGAGAUGAGGGAGCUGAGAAAAUAGCAGAGGCUUUGAAGCAGAAUCGCUCAGUUACUAAUGUUGAUCUAGGGGGAAAUGACAUCCAUGCCAAAGGGAUCAGUGAAAUAGCACGAGUUCUGAAAGAUAAUUCCAUCAUUACUACUUUGGAACUUAGUUAUAAUCCUAUUGGACCUGAAGGAGCAAAGGCUUUAGCAGAAGUUCUUAAAUUUCAUGGGAACAUAAAAGAUCUCAUGCUUGGUUGGUGUCAGAUAGGAGCCACUGGAGCUGAAUAUAUUGCAGAUAUGCUGAAAUACAAUAGCACCAUAUCAAGCCUAGAUCUGCGAGCCAAUGGACUAAGGGAUGAGGGUGCCAUCUCCCUUGCUCGCAGCUUGAAGGUGGUCAAUGAAGCUUUGACAUCGCUUAAUCUUGGGUUCAAUGAAAUAAGAGAUGAAGGAGCUUUCGCUAUUGCUCAAGCACUCAAGGCUAAUGAAGAUGUCCGGCUCACAUCAUUAAAUCUUAUGAACAACUUCCUCACCAAACUGGGACAGAGUGCUGUCACAGAUGCCAGCGACCAUGUAUACGAGAUGAAUGAAAAGGAGCUUAAUAUUGUCUUCUAGAAGAGAUCACAUCGCUAGAGUGAAUAUAAUCUUUUUUCUUUUUCGUUUCCCCCAUUUUGGAGUUAAGAUAUAGCAGCAAUUUCCCAUUUUGUGGUCUUCCUUCCUAGCUGAGUUAAGAAAGAAACCACACCCUUUCCAGAUAUCCAAAUGAGAUUAUUUCGCUUGAGGGAACCCAGGAAUUUUUGGCGGCCAGAGAUCAUUUUAACUUUGUUGAUUAAUGUAGUACCGAUACUUUUGUCUAAUUUUUCUGGUCCGUAAACGUGUAGAAGAUUAAUGAUUAGGUAAAGACAGUAGUUUCACUAGGUUUCAGACUCUGUUCUGGACAAUGAAGUGCAUGAAACUCUGUUGCUAUACAUAUCAAUAUACUAUAACAGCUUACAAGCAACUGUCCAUACCACUUGCUAAACUAUGCUGUACCUUGAUUCUUGUUGAGAAUUAUCAGAACAUUGUGUGCUAAUUUAUGAGA
Messenger RNA from Sesamum indicum (sesame), 2335 nucleotides. RefSeq names its product RNI-like superfamily protein. Lineage: Eukaryota; Viridiplantae; Streptophyta; Magnoliopsida; Lamiales; Pedaliaceae. The record is from RefSeq and is a predicted model, not a curated record. Gene Ontology annotation, biological process: activation of GTPase activity; nucleocytoplasmic transport. Gene Ontology annotation, molecular function: small GTPase binding; GTPase activator activity. Gene Ontology annotation, cellular component: nucleus; cytosol; perinuclear region of cytoplasm.